Molecule: messenger RNA, 2018 nt
Organism: Harpia harpyja (harpy eagle)
Lineage: Eukaryota; Metazoa; Chordata; Aves; Accipitriformes; Accipitridae
Gene: MATN1
Product: matrilin 1
Exons: 7
Coding region: 185-1720 (511 amino acids)
Molecular function (GO): calcium ion binding
Source: RefSeq, a predicted model, not a curated record
CCUUCGAGCAAUAUUUUGUCCUAGUCCUUCUUGCUUGUCCCUCUCCCCUCAGUGCCCCCCCCCCCCGACACUUCACACGUGUCAGGGGCUGGCCCCGUGCCUCCCCGAGGAAGGGCAGGUUAAUACCUCCGGGCCAAGGCUCUUGCUUGCCACUCUGCAUCCAGCCUCCGGCUCCUCCGCAGCCAUGGACAGGAUUUUCUCUGCCUUGCUGCUCUCUUUGCUGCUUCUCCUCCAGAGCUAUGGAGUUUGCGGGGCACCUCCGCAACCGAGAGGCACCCUGUGUAGAACCAAACCCACCGACUUGGUGUUCGUCAUCGACAGCUCUCGAAGCGUGCGCCCACACGAAUUUGAGAAAGUCAAAGUCUUCAUGUCCCGGGUGAUCGAGGGGCUGGAUGUGGGCCCCAACUCCACCCGGGUGGGUGUGAUCAAUUAUGCCAGUGCUGUCAAGAACGAGUUCUCCCUCAAGACCUACCAAACCAAAGCCGGGCUCCUGCAAGCAGUCCGAAGGAUAGAGCCGCUCUCCACUGGGACUAUGACUGGUCUGGCUAUCCAGUUUGCCAUUAGCCGGGCUUUUAGUGACUCAGAAGGGGCCAGAGUGAGGUCUCCCAAUUUUAAUAAGGUGGCGAUCGUUGUGACCGAUGGACGUCCCCAGGAUGGAGUGCAGGAUGUGUCAGCAAGGGCCAGAGCAGCUGGCAUCGAGAUCUUUGCCAUCGGAGUUGGCCGGGUGGAUAUGCACACGCUGAGGCAAAUUGCUAGUGAGCCCUUGGAUGAUCAUGUGGACUAUGUGGAGAGCUACAGUGUUAUAGAGAAGCUGACCCACAAGUUUCAAGAAGCUUUCUGUGUGGUGUCAGACCUGUGUGCCACUGGAGACCAUGACUGUGAGCAGAUCUGUAUCAGCACCCCAGGAGCAUACAAGUGUGCUUGUAAAGAGGGUUUCACGCUGAACAGCGAUGGGAAGACCUGCAGCGCUUGCAGUGGUGGGUCAGGAUCUGCUCUGGAUCUUGUUUUCCUGAUCGAUGGCUCCAAGAGUGUGCGGCCUGAGAACUUUGAGCUGGUGAAGAAAUUCAUCAACCAAAUUGUGGACUCUCUGGAGGUGUCAGACAAGCAGGCCCAGGUUGGUCUGGUUCAGUACUCCAGUUCUGUCAGACAGGAGUUUCCACUGGGACAGUUCAAGAACAAGAAGGACAUCAAAGCAGCAGUCAAGAAAAUGGCCUACAUGGAGAAAGGAACGAUGACGGGCCAGGCUCUGAAGUACCUCAUUGACAGUUCCUUUUCCAUCAUCAAUGGAGCUAGGCCUGGUGUCCCCAAGGUGGGCAUAGUCUUCACUGAUGGACGGUCGCAAGAUUAUAUCACUGAUGCUGCUAAGAAAGCCAAAGACUUAGGCUUUAGGAUGUUUGCUGUGGGAGUUGGCAACGCAGUUGAGGAUGAGCUGAGGGAAAUUGCGUCAGAACCAGUAGCUGAGCACUACUUCUACACGGCUGACUUCAGGACCAUCAGCAAGAUUGGGAAGAAGCUACAAAUGAAAAUCUGCAUUGAGGAAGAUCCAUGUGAAUGUAAAUCUAUUGUGAAGUUCCAGACAAAAGUAGAAGACCUCAUAAAUUCAUUGCAGGAGAAAUAUAUCCUUCGGAAGCUGUCGUUGUUCAGAACUCAGUGGGUUGGGUUGUGCUUUCUGGAGGGACCAGUGGGGAAAGUGUACUCAUGGGGGAAGGAGGUUGUGUAGGUGUUCAGGAAGCUGGGAAACAAGACACUUGGAUUAUGAAUGUGUAUAACAAGAGGAGUCCCUGCACCAGAGUGUAUACCUACUGGUCUGACACAGGAUAAGUAGACCAAAACCAAUAGAGCCAAAGCAGACUAUGUCAAACCAUUGCAAGACAGCAAUGAGCUGUAGGGACCAAGACCUAGGUCAGUUUUUAGAAAGAUGCUUAAAUGAUGCCAAUGUGACAUGUGUGGAAGCAUGGGUCAUGCAUGGGGUCAUGCUGCUACCUCUGCAAGCUGCAGGUCCUGUGAAGCAGGCCAGA